Danaus plexippus (monarch butterfly) is the source of this 1573-nucleotide messenger RNA. RefSeq names its product apyrase-like. The coding region runs from base 1 to 1569 and encodes 522 amino acids. The transcript has 11 exons. Gene Ontology annotation, molecular function: nucleotide binding; 5'-nucleotidase activity; metal ion binding. Gene Ontology annotation, biological process: AMP catabolic process. Gene Ontology annotation, cellular component: plasma membrane. The record is from RefSeq and is a predicted model, not a curated record. Lineage: Eukaryota; Metazoa; Arthropoda; Insecta; Lepidoptera; Nymphalidae.
AUGUUGCAGAUGUCCAUGGGUGACGAUAACUACUUCAUCAGAUUUGUAGAAACUAGUCCAUCUGGAUCUGUCUGCAAUCCAACGGCAGCUCCUUGUAUCGGAGGGUUCGCUCGACUCGCAACCCUUAUCAGAGAUGGACUCGAGAGGAAUCCAGAGUCCUUAGUAUUAAACGGAGGCGACUCUUUUCAAGGAACUAUCUGGUAUAAUUUAUUGAGAUGGAAUGUCACUCAGGAUUUUAUGAACAUGGUCCAUCACGAUGCUCAUGUAUUAGGAAAUCAUGAGUUUGAUAAUGGUAUUGAAGGUGUUGUUCCAUACCUUCAACAUCUCCAAUCUCAAGUUGUUACCGCUAAUAUUAUCGACGACGAUGAACCAACGCUACAAGGACUGUACAAGCCUAGCAUUGUAGUCGAAAAGGGAGGUCGGAAGAUUGGUAUAAUAGGUGUUAUAAUAUCGAGUACUGACGAACUUGCAAGUACAGGAAAUUUAAAGUUUACGGACGAAGUUGAAGCUGUUAGACGAGAAGCUGAAAAGUUAAACGAGCAAGGAAUAAAUAUCAUUGUGGUUCUAUCACACUGUGGGAUAGAUAUAGAUCGUAAAAUAGCCCUUAAUGCUGGUCCCUAUAUAGACAUAAUUGUCGGAGGCCAUAGUCAUACACUUCUAUCAAACAGUGACCCUCCAGAAGGUUCUACUUGGACUCCAUUGGAACCUUAUCCCGUUGUGGUAGAACAGGCAACAAGAUCUGUAUUGAUCGUUCAAGCAGGAGCUCAUACCGCAUUUCUAGGGGAAAUUAAACUUAGUUUUAAUGAUAAAGGUGAUCUAAUCAAUUGGAAUGGAGAUCCUCACUACAUCACAAAUAAUGUAGUUCAGGCACCGGAUGUCUUAGACAAAAUUAAUGAAUACCUGCCGAUUAUCAAUGAGCAAGCGACAGAAUUAAUCGGAACUUCGAAAAUUCAUUUGUCUUCAGAGUGCAACUGCGGAGAAUGUAAUCUUGGAAGUUUUAUCUGUGAUGCUUUUAUGCACGAAGUAAUUAUGAGAUCCAAACGCAAUAAGUGGAAUGAAGCCCAUCUCUGUGUUAUCAAUUCUGGUGGCGUCCGUUCAGACAUCGAACCAGGAAAUGUAACCUUCGAAAAGAUUCUUCUUACUACUCCUUUUGAAAAUAACGUAGAGAUGUUCGACCUUAAGGGAGUAUACAUAAAGGAGUUAUUGGAGUACGCGGCAGCAAACGAACCAUACCCAGGAGCCAGAAUGGUCCAAGUAUCAGGUAUGCGAAUUGUGUUUAAUGGUAGCCAGCCAUUAGGCAGUCGUGUGUUUGAAGUGUUCGUCCGUUGCAUAGACUGUGACAUACCGCAAUAUUAUCCAUUGAGAUUAGACACUUAUUAUAAAGUUGUUUCUCAAGAUUUUAUUGGUAAUGGAGGUGGAGGAUACACGAUGAUGUCAAAUAAUCGUCAGAACGUUGAAGUGUUGGGUGUGGAUUACGACCUACUGUCACGUUACGUACGGCAUCAGUCGCCGAUCAUGAAGGACUUGGACGGACGGAUACUGAUAAAAGAUCCAUGUUUAGAGAACUGAAUUA